UCAUCCGAAAUGGACGGUGUGGUUCCUGAAAUGUGCACAGUCCAGGUCUCCUUUUCUUCAUUUUAACUGGUACACGCCUUCCAAUCACAAUCCAACACUAGAAAUGGCUGACUACUGGAAAUCACAACCCAGGAAAUUCUGUCAAUAUUGCAAGUGUUGGAUUGCAGACAAUAAGCCCAGCAUCGAAUUUCACGAAAGAGGGAAAAAUCACAAAGAAAAUGUGGCAGCCAAAAUUUCUGAGAUCAAAAAGAAGAGCGUUCAAAAAGCCAAGCAGGAGGACCGUAUGUCAAAACAGUUUGCAGCAAUGGAGGAAGCUGCACUGAAGGCAUAUGAGGAAGACCUGAAGAGGAUGGAAAUGGAUGCAGGAUCUGGUCCCUGUGUCCAGACAACUGUAUUGCCACAACCUAAACCCCCGCCUCUGGUACUAUGUGAACCACCACCGCAUUGCAAAAAAUAUCAAAAGAAAACAGACAAAGCAAGGAAGUCAUCUGUGGCGCAAAACAGAACACCAAUUUGGGUCGAAGGAUGGACAGAUAACGGGCACACAUACUAUUACAACACUGUUUCUGGAGACUCUCAGUGGGAAAGACCUGAAGGCUUUCAAAGUAGCUCAGACUUUGUGCACCCUGGACAGCAUGAGAGCACCUCAAGUAGUGGCUGGACGGAAGGGGUCAGUCCUGAAGGAUACGCAUAUUGGUAUAACACAGAAACAGGAGAGUCCAGGUGGGAAAAACCAGAUGAGAAAGCCACCAAUGAAACCACUGAAUCCAGCUUGGCAUCUGCCAGUGAAAAAGAGCGUCCGGAGGAGCCGACUUCAGGAGAAGGCGGCUGCAAUGAGGCUCAGUUGCCACAAAGUGCAGAAGUCACUGAACAUCAGCGCCUGCCAUCCACUGUCCCAGAAAGUAGCUCAAGGAAACGGAAAGCAGACGAGGAACGCUUAGGAAAGGAUGAAGAUAAUCAAACGAGCAACAAAAUGUCUGUUCAGUGUGUUGAGGAGGAGGAGGAAAAAGAAGAGGACAAAAGCACCACCACUGAACCUGAAAAGAAAAAGCAGGAAGAGGUGGCAAAAGUUAUGAAGUCGAAAUCACUGAACCCAUAUGGAGCCUGGGAACAGAUAAAAGAGGAGAAGGAUCCAUACGCCAGUGUGGACUUACAAUUGCCCAAAGUAGUUGAAGAGGUUGCACCGAUGGAGUUGCCGCCAGAACCAAAACCCAAGUUCAAGGAGCGCAUCAUCACCUCACUCGGCGUUGAAGGCGGUUUCGCUUCUUUCAAGAAAAGCAAGACGCAGAACGGAAAAUCCAGAAGCUUUCGACAGAGAGACAAUAAUGACUAAGCCACAUUUCUUUUUUUUUUUUCAA
Molecule: messenger RNA, 1358 nt
Organism: Syngnathoides biaculeatus (alligator pipefish)
Lineage: Eukaryota; Metazoa; Chordata; Actinopteri; Syngnathiformes; Syngnathidae
Gene: wbp4
Product: WW domain binding protein 4
Exons: 10
Coding region: 104-1333 (409 amino acids)
Biological process (GO): mRNA splicing, via spliceosome
Cellular component (GO): nucleus; precatalytic spliceosome
Molecular function (GO): RNA binding; protein binding; zinc ion binding
Source: RefSeq, a predicted model, not a curated record